CGGAAGACAGGAAAAAGCCAUCACCUUCAGCUUCACCUCUAGCUUCUCUUCUUGGCUUUGGUGUUACUUGUGGUCCUUUAGCUUCCGCCCUCAAGCUUCCAAACAAGCAUGUUGCCGAGGAGUCGAACUCUACCAAGCAGAAUUCACCACAGUGGUGAUGAGAUAAGGGAUACUAGGCUCUACUUUCAAGUAGAUGUCCAACCAAAAGCCCACGGUGAAACUGAAGCCAUCAACCCUCAACCUGGAUAUUCCAAAUGCUUUGAUGAUGACGGCCGCGUGAAGCGGACAGGCAACGUGUGGACUGCAACGGCGCACAUAAUCACUGCUGUGAUAGGGUCAGGUGUGCUAUCAUUGGCAUGGGCCAUCGCGCAGCUUGGUUGGGUGGCGGGUCCCACCAUGAUGAUCCUCUUCGCGUUUGUCAUCCUCUACACCUCCAACCUCCUGUCCGAUUGCUAUAGGUCGGGGGACCCGAUCACUGGAAAGAGAAACUACACCUACAUGGAUGCUGUAAAGUCCAACUUAGGUGGUGUGAAGGUUAAAAUGUGUGGGUGCAUUCAGUAUAUGAAUCUGUUUGGUGUGGCCAUUGGUUACACAAUCGCAGCUUCCAUCAGCAUGAUGGCUGUAAAGAGAUCUAAUUGCUUUCAUAAGAAUGGGAAGAGUAAUCCUUGUCACGCGUCGAGCAAUGGAUACAUGAUAAUGUUUGGAAUCACAGAGGUGAUAUUCUCACAAAUCCCAGACUUCGAUCAGGUGUGGUGGCUCUCUAUUGUGGCAGCUGUCAUGUCUUUUACCUACUCCGCCAUCGGCCUUAGCCUUGGCGUCACCCAAGUUGCAGAGAAUGGAAGUUUCAAAGGGAGCCUUACAGGAAUCAGCAUAGGUGAAGUGACCUCAACUGAAAAGCUGUGGAGGAGUUUGCAAGCUCUUGGGGAUAUUGCCUUUGCUUACUCUUACUCUAUAAUCCUCAUUGAAAUUCAGGAUACGGUAAAAUCCCCACCGGCUGAGAACAAGACAAUGAAAAAGGCCACUUUGAUUAGCAUCUCACUGACAACCAUAUUCUACUUGCUCUGUGGAUGCAUGGGAUACGCUGCAUUUGGAGACAACGCGCCUGGAAACCUCCUCACCGGUUUCGGAUUCUACAAUCCCUACUGGUUACUCGACAUUGCCAACGUCGCAAUUGUUGUUCACUUGAUCGGAGCAUAUCAGGUCUUUGUCCAACCCAUAUUUGCAUUUGUGGAGAAAUGGUGUUCCCAAAAGUGGCCGAAGAGUGACUUCAUAACGCAUGAAUACGAAGUGCCAGUCCCCUUCUACGGAUCAACCUACCAGCUCAACCUCUUCCGGCUUGUGUGGAGAACCCUCUUUGUAGUCUUUGUCACUGUCAUCUCCAUGCUCAUGCCCUUCUUCAAUGAUGUCGUUGGGAUCCUUGGUGCUCUUGGGUUCUGGCCGCUUACCGUUUACUUCCCCAUUGAGAUGUACAUUGCCCAAAAGAAGAUCGGGAAAUGGACAGCUCGGUGGCUCGGGCUCCAGAUAUUGAGCUUCACUUGUCUGGUUAUUUCAUUGGCUGCCGCUGUAGGGUCAUUCGCUGGAGUCUUCCUUGACCUCAAAGCCUACAAACCAUUCAAGAACGCUUACUAAGGAGCCAAGUGGAGCAGGGAAUGCAAGUCUGUUUAGAAUCUUAGACAGCUCUCAUAGAGUUGGAGCAGUGUUGUGUAGCAUUUCAUGUAUGGAACAAUAAGCAGCAAACAAUACACUAGAAUGAAUCCAUGCAGCUGCAUUAUGUGUGUAUAAGGUGCCCAGAAGCAUUUUGAUCUGUUAAUGUGUUGCCAACCCAAGAAAAAAAAGGGUUCCAUACUCGAGUUGUUGGUCCUACCGCCUGUUUGCAUCAGUCUAAAUGUGUCUGGGCACCUUUUCUUUGAGAUAUGUGUGUAAGAUUAGGAUUUGCUUUUAUCUAUUGGUAAAAUAUAAGAGACUAUAUUUCUUGAGAAUAAAAAGAUUAUGUAGAAGAGGUGAGAGACCCAUCAAAA
Molecule: messenger RNA, 2018 nt
Organism: Magnolia sinica
Lineage: Eukaryota; Viridiplantae; Streptophyta; Magnoliopsida; Magnoliales; Magnoliaceae
Product: amino acid permease 4-like
Exons: 8
Coding region: 109-1629 (506 amino acids)
Cellular component (GO): plasma membrane
Source: RefSeq, a predicted model, not a curated record